Molecule: messenger RNA, 3323 nt
Organism: Bicyclus anynana (squinting bush brown)
Lineage: Eukaryota; Metazoa; Arthropoda; Insecta; Lepidoptera; Nymphalidae
Product: glutamate receptor ionotropic, kainate 2
Exons: 16
Coding region: 518-3265 (915 amino acids)
Biological process (GO): synaptic transmission, glutamatergic; monoatomic ion transport; modulation of chemical synaptic transmission
Cellular component (GO): postsynaptic membrane; plasma membrane
Molecular function (GO): transmitter-gated monoatomic ion channel activity involved in regulation of postsynaptic membrane potential; glutamate-gated receptor activity
Source: RefSeq, a predicted model, not a curated record
AAGGAUAUAAAAUAAAAGGUUAACAAAUAGAUGAAGCGGUGUGGAGAGGAGAAACGGUAAAGAUGUAAUGAAUGGGCGAAACAAUAUAUCCACGCAUGCGCGGUCGAGGGAAUUCUAAAUAUGAAAUGAAUCUGGAAUGUGAAUGUAGAUGGCCUAACCUAAAGUGGGCGAACGAAAGAGUUCGUUCGCCACACAAGAAAGAUGUGUAGGCAUAUCCAAAUACAAAAAUGGGUACGAAAUCUAUCUAAAUUAUUCACCUAAAUGUGCUUUAUUUGCAGUUUAUUUAUAAGCAUUAAAUAAAUUUUGGCAUCGUUAAUGCUCACGUCAGACAGAGUAGACGGCUUGGCCACGAUCACAAACAGUUGACCCAGUCUGUAGCUGAUCUCUAAUCUAGCACCUGUAUAAAUACAAUUUGUUUUAAAAUAUAACUGAUUCAAAUCAUGUUUGUAACAUAAACGUAAAGGAUUAAUAAGUUUUGGUAACUGCUACAACUUUUCUGUGUGUAUAUAUUUUCAAAAUGUUGGGGUUUCGUAUAUCUGUCUUUGCGACAUUAUUUACCUUUGGAUUGGUGAAUUGUGCAUUUCGAAACUUUGAAACGCUUAAAAUACCCGUGAAUGUCGGUGUUAUCCUUCCACCAAACACUGUAACUGAAAUAGCAUUUGCUUCUGCUCUCGCACGAGCUUCAAUGGAGAGUGAGCGAUAUAAUUUUGCAAUGAAAAUUGUGUACGUUCCUUAUGGAGACAGCUUCGCAGCGUCAAAAGCCGCAUGCGAAUUAUUGGAAAUCGGUGUGAUAGCAAUUUACGGACCUAUUGAUCCUGUCUCGACUUCUGCUGUUGAAGCAAGAUGUCGGUCUGUAAAAGUACCUCAUAUUCAAGCCGUGUGGCGUCCGCCUCAUCCUAGAGGGUUAGAGAGACCGUCUCCCCCUGGCAUAAACUUGUAUCCGGAAGCAGUUGCUCUAUCGAAGGCUGUCGCCUUGUUUAUCAAGGACAAUGAUUGGGAUAGAUUUACACUACUCUAUGAUGACGAUCACGGGCUCAUAAGACUACAAGAGAUUUUGAAACAUGCUGAUCAGAGUCAAAAGUGGGUGGCACGUAGAUUGAAGCCCGGCGAAGACAAUCGCCAAUUGCUUAAGGCGUUAAAAGCUUAUGGUGAAUCCAGAGUAGUUAUAGACUGUCCCUCUGACAGAAUCCUACAUUACCUGCGGCAAGCUUUCGAAGUAAAUUUCUUUGAAGAUUAUAUGAGUUAUGUCCUGAUAUCAUUGGAUGCACAUACAUUGGAUCUUCAGGAGUUAAGAUAUGGAUUAUCCAACGUCACAUGUCUGAGAAUAUUCGAUCAUUCUGAUGCGAGAACACGAUCUUACCUCGCAGAUUGGAAGGCAAGAACGACGUCUGAUGUAAAAAUUCCACAUCAAACUCAUGAAAUAACAGUGGAAGCAGCUCUGGCAAGCGAUGCAGCGAGAUUGAUAACAGAUGCAGUAGAAAGUGCACCAGAUGAAUUCAAAAUAGAGGCCCAAUCAAUAGAAUGUGGUUCUGAUACCCAAUGGGAGGCUGGCGAAGAUUUUAUUAACCACUUGUUAACUAAUCCAAUAACAGGUAUAACUGGACAGAUAUCGGUCGACAAUACAACUGGAGAAAGAAUAAAUUUCAAUGUAGAAAUAAUGGAACUUUCUAACAGCGGGUUUAACAGAAUUGCUCAAUGGAAUCCAGAAGAGGGUUUUAAAUAUGCCCGAACCCCUAGUGAAGUGUCUGACCUUUUAGCGGAAAAAUGGCAGAACAAAACAUUUAGAGUUGUAUCUCGUUUAGGAGCUCCGUACCUUAUUGAAAGAACUCCUAAAGAGGGCGAAGUAUUAGUUGGUAAUGAUCGUUACGAGGGAUACUCGAAGGAUCUUAUACAUGAGGUUUUAAAAGAAACAUUGCAUCUUAAUUAUGAGUUUGAAAUCGUACCAGGAAAUUUGUAUGGUGCUUAUAAUAAAGAGACUAAAAAAUGGGAUGGUUUAAUAGGUCACCUUGUAGAAAGGAAAGCUGACCUAGCAAUUUGUGACUUAACUAUAACUUACGAACGAAGAGCUGCCGUGGAUUUCACGACUCCAUUUAUGACGCUAGGAAUUAGCAUUCUCUAUUCAAAGGCCGCACCCCCAGAGCCUGAACUCUUUUCAUUCUUGAAACCAUUUUCGGUAGAUGUUUGGAUUUACAUGGCUGCCGCGUACUUGAUGGUUUCCCUUUUCUUACACAUUUUAGCUAGAUUGGCGCCAAAUGAUUGGGAGAAUCCGCAUCCUUGCGACAAAUCUCCAGAAGAACUAGAAAAUAUUUGGCAUAUCAAAAACUGUUGCUGGCUGACUAUGGGAUCGAUUAUGACACAAGGAUCUGAUAUUUUACCAAAGGGCUAUUCUACAAGAUGGGUAUGUGGGAUGUGGUGGUUCUUCGCACUUAUUAUGUGUUCGUCUUAUACAGCUAAUCUUGCUGCUUUUCUUACCAAUGCUGCUAUGGAUGACUCAAUUAAGAGCGUAGAAGAUUUAGCUAGCCAGACAAAAAUUAAAUAUGGUACAUUAAAAGGAGGUUCUACGUCUUCGUUUUUUAGGCGUUCAAAUGUCUCUACUUUUCAAAAAAUGUGGGCAGCAAUGGAGUCUGCACGACCGUCAGUUUUUGUUGCAAGUAAUGAUGAGGGACUCGAAAGAGUUCAAAAAGGUAAAAGAUCUUAUGCGUUCUUGAUGGAAUCCGCUGCGAUCGAAUAUCAACUCGAAAGGCAUUGUGAAUUGAUGCAAGUCGGUGGGCUUCUAGAUUCUAAAGGAUUUGGAAUUGCUAUGCCAUUUUCAUCAUCAUAUCGUACAGCCGUUGAUAAUGCAGUAUUGAAAUUAGCAGAAAGUGGGAAAUUGGUAGAACUAAAAAACCGUUGGUGGAAAGUGCCAGAAGAUGAAGCAUGUGUUACAGAAGAAGCUACCGAAGAAGGUGCCAGUGCCGCUGAAUUGGGUGUGGACAAUGUUGGUGGUGUGUUUGUUGUACUGGGGAUAGGGUGUGGUAUGGCAGCUGCUAUGGGAGGCUUGGAGUUUCUCUGGCAUGUUAGAGAUGUAGCUGUUGAACAAAAGAUGACACCUUCUGAGGCUUUUUGGGCUGAGCUCACAUUCGCUCUAAGUUUCUGGGAGACGGAGAAACCUGUGCAACACGACCGGUCGUCAUCGUCGGCAUCGAAUUCAAACAUAGCAUCGAGAGCGUCGUCAGUUCUCAGAUCAGCAGCAGACUUAUUUCAUCUUGAUGUAUUUAAUAAAUAGAUAUUUAACUUUAUAAUUUAGAAAGGAAAUAUUUCAAUAAAAAUACAUUAAAUUUUAA